Toxotes jaculatrix (banded archerfish) is the source of this 2520-nucleotide messenger RNA. RefSeq names its product ephrin-A5b-like. Bases 788 to 1477 code for a protein of 229 amino acids. Lineage: Eukaryota; Metazoa; Chordata; Actinopteri; Toxotidae. Gene Ontology annotation, cellular component: external side of plasma membrane; plasma membrane. The transcript is spliced from 5 exons. The record is from RefSeq and is a predicted model, not a curated record. Gene Ontology annotation, biological process: ephrin receptor signaling pathway; regulation of cell-cell adhesion; regulation of actin cytoskeleton organization. Gene Ontology annotation, molecular function: ephrin receptor binding.
GCAUGGCCGCAGGAGCCACAGCGCUGCUGACUUGGUUUGGUUCGUCCAGAUUGAUAACACCGCUUCUCGUGCGCUCUCAUGUGGCGGAGCCGCUGGUCAGGGGACAUUUAACCCGGAGACUGUGAGCGUUUACGCGCGGCGGAGACGUUUGAUUUACGGCGUGCGCUCUUGUUCGGCAGGGCAAGGAGCGCUCAGGCAGCCGGAGGAGCUGAAGCUGCUGGUUUGAUUCUUCUCCUUCUUUUUUGGCUUCCCGAAGCUGGAGACAGCGACAGAACAGGGACUGUAUUUCUGCUCUCUUCUAUCGUUGGAAACAUUUAUUGACUGAUUUUUUAAAUAUAUUUGUCCUCUGCGCACGAAGCGUUGCCUCUUCUCUGGGAAAAUUCAGUGCGAGUUAGAGAAACUGUUCUCUAAGCGGAGCGGAGUUGAGCCGGAGGAAGAUUGUUCGCGGUGCAAACAGAAUUAUUGUGGAUUUUCACCGACUGUUUAACUAGUUUCAGAAGAACUGUUUCACAUUCAAGCGAGUGCAGAGUAAGCGUUUAGCGCAGAGUAAACGACCUGACUGUUAAAAACGCGGGCUGAGCAAGAAUCCGCUGUUUUAAAAGAAGAUAAUUAACAUUUUUGUUUUAUUAUAAAGACCGAGGAAGGAUCUAGGCUGCAUCUGUGCGGGAAUAAGCGGACUCUCAUCCCUUCACAUCACAGCAUUUCACUACCACAUCCAUCAGAACAUUUAAACCCGAACCGGGAGGGACUGUAAUCGGUUUCGCUUCUUCGGAGUUCCAGAGCAAAUAUGCCGCAGGUGGAAAUGAUCCUCUUCCUCAUCCUCAUCAUAGGGAUGUGUGUGUACGGCCAGGACCCGGCUUCCAAGGUGGUGUCCGACCGCUACGCCGUCUACUGGAACCGAACCAACCCCAAGUUUUACCGGGGUGAUUACCACAUCGAUGUCUGCAUCAACGACUACCUUGACGUCUAUUGUCCACACUACACUGGCCCGGUCCCCGACGAUCGGGCCGAGCGCUACGUCCUCUACAUGGUGAACUACGACGGCUACAGCUCCUGCGACCACACUGCCAAGGGCUUCAAACGCUGGGAGUGCAACAGGCCUCUGUCACCAAACGGACCGCUCAAGUUCUCAGAGAAGUUCCAGCUCUUUACUCCUUUCUCCUUAGGCUUCGAGUUUCGCCCUGGCAGAGAGUAUUAUUAUAUCUCCUCUGUCGCUGACGACAAGGGAAGGAGGAUCUGCCUUCGACUCAAAGUCUUCGUCAGGCCUCAAAACAAUUGUGUGAAAAACUCCGGGAGCGUGCAGGAAGGGGUCGAAUUCGACGACAACAGUCACAACUCCCUAGAACCCAGAGAUGGCAUCGGCCACGAGUCACCAGAGCCAGCUCGAAGGGAUGUGAAUUCUGUUGGUCUGCGCCAGAGUUCAGUCCUCCUGCUCAGCUCUGCCCUCAUACUCCUGGCUGCCAUCUUGUCUUUAUAGCACCUAAGUCUGAGGAAUCGCCCCCACCCACACCCCGCACCCCCUCCCCAGGAAUGGACUGUCCUGAUUGGACCACAGGCCGCCCUACCCUACAAUCCCUCCCCUUGAAGGAGCACUUUUUAAAAAAGAAAAAAAAAAACAAAACACUGACAAUCUCUCUCAGUGAAAAGAGAGAGGAAGGGACUUCGACGCUGAAGCCUUUGUUGUUUUUUGACUUUGAAAAAUGCCAACUAGUGUGAUUCUUGACUUUGUGCUGGGUGCUCGAGGCACCCCGAGGUGAAAGAGUGCUUUACCUGUUCGCCUCGCUGCUGUUCACAGUAUGCAGAUGUUACACAUUUAUUUGCGUUUGAGAGAAGCACACAUUCAUUCUUUUAAGCAUACACACACAUUGACCACAAAUUAAACACAAUCACUCUUUAGCGCGAAUGGCAAAGAAGCACAGCAGGAUCCCUCAGAAGUUUACAGACUUUUAACAUUUUUGUGUUCGACCCCCCGCCCCGCCCCCCGCCCCCGACAUGUAACAUUAUUAAAUCUCACGUCAAAGUGGAAAAGGUUUCAAAGAAGAUCUGGGAGCAACACAUCACAUCAAGGGCCAACGGAAAGGAAAACAAGAGGGAUGCUGUUGCUAGGAGACUGUUGCCGAGGGCAAGUGGAGUUACGGGACAAGCCAUUGAUGACUUAACCUUCCUCUCAGGUUAAAAAGGAUGCAUUGUCUCAGACUGUAGAGGACCCUUGUUGAGAGUUAAAAAAAAAAAAAAAAAUUAAUGAAGCACUGAUCUUCUAGUGUUUGGAUAGGAGCGAUUUAAUGAUUGAUUAAUGUGUUUGUUUUUUUUAAUAAAUCACGUAAUUCAAUUGUAGCAGCCAACACGGGUGUACAGUAAAAUAUUUGAACGGAGCGUAGAAGUCAAUAUGGUAUUUUGCCAGGCAAAAUGUAUUUUCCUAUUUAUUGUGAAGUCCUCGUGCUUUUUUUUUUUCCUGUUCUGGUUUAGUCUGUAAGUACAGUAGAAAGGCAAUAAAAAACAACCACGCUUACCCAUUAAAGU